ACCAUGAAUUAAAAUUAAGUUUCAUGGAUUUAAUUAAUUUUAAAUAAAAGCAGUGUGGUCAAUCAUAGCAUAUAUACACAAUUGUUUUAAGUAAAUCAUGGAACAAAGUGAAUAUUACUGCUGCUACAUGAAUUUUGGAUACUAAAAAGAUAAAUUUAAGCACGAUUUAUAGAUUUGCGAUUUUUUCUUUCAAAUCGGUUUGCUGCGAUAUAUACAUGAACAUCAUAACAAAAUUGACCGUCAAUUUGGAUGUGAUGAUAAGCGGAUAAGGUCAUAAGCGUGUUCAAUCCGUUGUUCCAUAUUUUCACUCUAUUGACAAGUAACAACAAUCGGAUUCUUUGUUGUUUCAACACCGUCAAGAAUUCAAAAAGAUUUUUGUUGUCACUUUAUUUUCGUCGAUUGCUUAAUUGAAUCGAAUGCUGAAUUCGAAUCAGGUGGUGAAGCGUGUUGCUACUUUUGAUUUUCCAAAAAUGGAAUCACUUACUGACCAGUUCAAACUACAUAUUUGUACUCGGUCUGAUUAUAAUUGCCAAAUGGGAAUAAUUCUAUUUCGUACGACUGGUGAAGUGUUGACUUGGUGGCAGUGUGUUGUUCAUGAGUGAAUACCGGCAAUUGUGUUUUUUUACUCGUGACUCAGAUUAGAGACAGAAGGAGAGUGAGCAAAAAUGCAUUAAAAUCGUCACGAGUUCGAAUCUCGUUAUAUUUUUCCAAAUUUGAGCAUAAAUCGUUUGUUUUUUGUUUAUAUAUUUUGCGGUGGGAAUUUAAUUGCGCCAUAAUUAUUUUAAUUGAACUGCAUACUACUUUUCGACGUUUUGUGUAAAGUCCAGAUCAUAUUGGUGUUGUUUUCAUCGGUUUUCCGUGUUUAAGUGCUUAAGAUUACAAUCAUAAAUUUUGUUUAGUGUAAAAUUGUGUUUAAAUGAAAAGAAGCGCCCACAGACUUGAUUUUUGUUGUUGUUAUAAAUCAGUUGAAAAGCAUUGUGCAUGAAAGAGAGAUAGAGAAAGUUGUGAAGAACUUAAAUUUGUAUAAGAAAACGUGAGUGGAAUCAUCCAUAAUGCAGGAUAAAGAGUUGUUUAACGGUGUUACUGGAAGAUAUACGGAUUGCAUGGACGAGAAUGGUAUUGUGAAGAAGAAUGGCGUUGACACGGAGAAUGCAUCAAAAAGCGAUUCACUGCGGCCACCUGGUUUUGGCAUUCGACAUUUGCAGAUAUUAUUAUUGUUCAGUGGACUUUUCAUGUCAUAUGCAUUGCGUGUUAAUAUAUCAGUUGGAAUUGUUGCAAUGGUAGAUAAAUCAUCACCGAAUACAUAUAACUGGGACAAAAAACAACAAGGGCUGAUAUUGAGUAGCUUUUUCUGGGGCUAUCUUCUGGCACAAAUACCUCUCUCUGAGCUUGCAAAACGCUUUGGUGGAAAACUAUUGUUAACCAUUGCAUCAAUUGUGUGCGCCGUUUUGACCGUAUUGACACCUUGGAUGGCAUCAAUCGAUUGGAAAAUGAUGUUACUCUCGCGUGCACUUCAAGGUCUAUUUCAAGGUGCUUACUAUCCAUGCGUGCAUACAUUACUUUCCAAGUGGGUGCAUCCAAUGGAACGUGGCACUCUCACAACAAUUACAUAUUCAGGCACCCAAGCGGGUAGUGUUGUAAUGCUCGCUGUAAGCGGUUUAUUUGCAUCGUCAACAAUGGGAUGGCCGAGCAUAUUCUACUUUAGCGGCGGUGGUACACUUAUUUGGACAGUAUUUUGGGUGUUUUUUGGUUCAAGUUCGCCGGCUGAAUGCACACGAAUUUCCAUCGAUGAAAAGAAAUUCAUUGAAUCAAUGCCCGGCUCCAGUCAUUGUCAAUUAAAAACACCAUGGUCAAGCAUAUUACGAUCGGUACCAGUCAUUGCACUCAUUAUUGUUCAUGCGACUCAAUGUUGGGGAUUUUGGUCCUUGUUAACCGAAACGCCAUCAUAUUUGGUGCAAAUUUUCAAAUUCGACAUAAAAACGAAUUCACUAUUAUCUGCUCUACCAUAUUUGGCGAUGUGGCUCGUUAGCUUAGCGGUUUGUCCAUUAUCCGAUUAUCUCAUCAAUCAUGGACACAUUGGAAUUACAAAUGGUCGCAAAUUAUUUAAUUCACUCGGACAUUGGAUUCCAGCAUUGUCGCUUAUCAUUUUACCCUUUUUAAAAGAUCCAACACAUGCCAUUGUCAUGCUAACUAUUGCCAUCGGAAUGAAUGGUUUCACGUAUUGUGGAUAUAUUUGUAAUCACAUGGAUUUAUCGCCAAAUUUUGCCGGCGGUUUAAUGGGAUUGACAAAUACUUUGGCAAAUAUUAUGAGCAUUUUGGGUCCACUUGCAGUUGGAUAUAUCCUCACCGACGACAAUGAUAUCGAUGUAAAAAUGAGCGAAUGGAAAAGCAUCUUUUUUAUUGCGGCAGCAUUCUUUUUCUUGGGUAAUUUAAUAUUUGUGAUAUUUGGAAAAGCGUCAAUUCAACCAUGGAACGAUGAGAUUGAACAACAACAAAAACUGCCUCAACAACAAGUACAAACGACCGCAGUCCACCAAGAUGACGAAAGACUUGGUUCCCAUAUAAAUAUCAUCAGAGUUAAUAGCUGCGACAAAUGAGCCUAUAAGUGAAUUUGUAACGAAACCAAAAAAAAUAUUUAUAAGUAAUUUGUAGUCUCUUAGAUAUUUCAAAUAUAAUAGAAAUGUCAAGUUUUAUCACAAAUCGUGACAUAUUCGAAUAAUAACA
Molecule: messenger RNA, 2724 nt
Organism: Contarinia nasturtii (swede midge)
Lineage: Eukaryota; Metazoa; Arthropoda; Insecta; Diptera; Cecidomyiidae
Product: putative inorganic phosphate cotransporter
Exons: 8
Coding region: 1053-2597 (514 amino acids)
Biological process (GO): monoatomic anion transport; transmembrane transport
Cellular component (GO): plasma membrane
Molecular function (GO): transmembrane transporter activity
Source: RefSeq, a predicted model, not a curated record